CCUGUUUGGGAGGAACGGAUUGGAUAGAGAAGGUGUUUUGAACAACUUCUGUCAGGCAGUACGGUGUGAACUACCCUCCCUCUUUUUUUCUCUCUUUCUGUUCCCUCUCUCCGUCUCUAAGCAUGAUGAGGCGAAGUGUUUGUCGCUGUUCUCGGUCUGUCUGUGCUCUGCUUGCGUCCCUCUCCCUGGCCCUCCACCUGCUCCUCGCCCUCCUUUGCCUCGCCAUCCUCCAGAGGUCCUGCGAUGUGCCCCCCCCUUCCAGGACCCAGACCCUCCAUCGUCUGUCUGAGCCCAACUUAACCUCGCAGGAGGUCAGCUCGCCAAAGCUGAGCUCCAGUUCCCAAAGGGCAGGCCUGUCAAAACCGUCCACCGUGGUCAGAGUGCCGGGAAAGGGGGGCGACGUGGACCCUCUCCUGACAGAAGGGCCAAUUGCGUCGCUCAACAUGGCAGCCAAAAUGGCGCACAUCACCCCACUGCACGGGGCUUUGGGCUCCGGCCCCUCAAAGCUGCAGGCCCUCUUCAACCACCCUCUGUACAACCUGCCGCGCCCAGAAAUCCAGGAUGAUGAUUGGCUGCUGAGGGUGAAGCCGAAGGUAAAGGACAAUGACAGGGAUAGCACACAGGAGUGGCUGAGUGACAGUGAGGAGGGCUAUGACGCGGUGCGGUGGGACAGCACCACUGAUUCCCACCCUCCCUGGCUGCGCUUCCACCUGGGGAUCUCCCGCUGGCAGCUGUAUGACAGGAAGGACCCCGACCUGCGAGCGCUGACAGAGCAGCUGGCCACCCACCGCAUCGUCAGCGCAGUGCAGAAGCCAGGAGGGACUCAGCUCAAGCUGGUGAUGUCUUUCCCAAACUACGGCCAGGCGCUCUUCAAGCCCAAGAAACAGGAGCGGGAUGCAGAGACUGACACCAACCUGUUCUACUUCUCUGACUUCGAGAGACACAACGCCGAGAUCGCCGCAUUUCACCUGGACAGGAUUCUGGGUUUUCAGCGAAUACCGCCCGUUGUUGGGAGGCUGAUCAAUGUUACCACCGAGAUCAAGCACAUCACCACAGACCGCAGACUGGCCCGAACCUUCUUCACCUCCCCUGUGGGUAACGUCUGUUUCUACGGUCAGUGCACGUACUACUGCUCCACAGAGCACGCGGUGUGCGGCCGCCCUAUCGCCCUGGAGGCUUCGCUGGCCGCCAUGCUGCCCGACCUCUCCCUGGCACCACGGAGGUCCUGGAGGAGCCCCUGGCGACGCUCCUACAGCCGCAGCAAACUGGCACCAUGGGAAAAAGACUCAAACUUCUGUGCGACGGUGAAAAAAACACCCCCGUACAACAAAGGCACCAGACUUGUGGACCUGAUAGACAUGGCCAUACUGGACUUUCUCAUGAGCAACAUGGACAGGCAUCAUUACGAGACCUUUGAGAAAUUCGGAAAUGACACCUUUCUGCUGCAUUUAGAUAACGGGCGGGCGUUUGGCCGUCAUUCUCGCGAUGAGCCCUCCAUACUGGCCCCUCUACAGCAGUGUUGCAGGAUCCGUCGCUCCACUCUGCUGCGUCUGCGCCUCCUGGCCCUCCCUCAGUUCCGCCUCAGCGAUGUCAUGAGGGAGUCCCUGUCCCAGGACCCCCUGACCGCCGUGGCCCCUCUCCUCUCCGAGCCUCACCUCUCCGCCUUGGACCGGCGCCUCGGCACCGUCCUCCAGACCGUGCGCCGCUGUCAGGAGCAUCACCUAAAUGCCGACGUCGUGUAUGAUGACGUAGCUGGCAACACCGGCAGCGAUGUCACUGCAGGGCUGUAAAACAGCACCGCUGCCUGUCACGUUACUGCGCCACUGUGAAUUGCAUUGGAAUGGUCUGCUGUGUAGGCGUGGCUCUGCGUGAUGAUGUCAUAGUUGGCCUGGAGUCGUCACCACGAUGUCAUAAUAAGCAGCACCUGAAGCGUAUCUGUGGCGUCAUCGCAUGCAACCAGUAGGGUGCUAGAUAUUAGACUGUCAUCAGAGUAUUGGAGAGUUACUCUGGCUUUUUGGUCAGCUUAGCAUUAUGUGGUAAACAUUUGGGAUUUGGGUCAUGUAAUUAGAAUGUUUACGCAGAUGCUGAAUGAACACCAGAUUUUAAUGUAACCCUCUUUAUGCCCAGCGUGUUUGCUAUAUCAACACGAUUCAUCAUUACAUCAUCCACAGUGACAUAAUUUACAGGCAAUAUGACAUUAUCAUCUUAAACCACAUCUCUUGCUAAUAAAUUUGUUUCUAAUACAUUUAAAUCAUCUUAAACAGGCCAGUUGGGAUAAUGGGCCCAUGACUCACUCUCAAUCUAAAUAUUCUGUCAGUUAGAACCAAAUAUGUUUGUUUUAUAUGCUGUUGAUGGGUGUGUUAUGAUGUCAUAAAAGUGUCGGGGGAGCGGGGUUACAGAA
Megalops cyprinoides (Indo-Pacific tarpon) is the source of this 2401-nucleotide messenger RNA. It is a transcript of the gene fam20cl, whose product is annotated as family with sequence similarity 20 member C, like. The record is from RefSeq and is a predicted model, not a curated record. The transcript has 11 exons. Gene Ontology annotation, biological process: protein phosphorylation. Bases 123 to 1790 code for a protein of 555 amino acids. Gene Ontology annotation, cellular component: Golgi apparatus. Gene Ontology annotation, molecular function: phosphotransferase activity, alcohol group as acceptor. NCBI's taxonomy places the organism in Eukaryota, Metazoa, Chordata, Actinopteri, Elopiformes, Megalopidae.